Cylicocyclus nassatus is the source of this 372-nucleotide messenger RNA. The record is from the annotation of a GenBank genome assembly. NCBI's taxonomy places the organism in Eukaryota, Metazoa, Nematoda, Chromadorea, Rhabditida, Strongylidae.
AUCUCCAUACCAAAAAUGAAAAUCGAAACCGAUUUCAAACUGAAAGAAGCACUACUAGCAAUGGGUGUUACCGAAAUGUUCUCCAAAAAGGCCGACCUUACUGGCAUCACAAGCGCGCCUCCACUGAGAGUGUCGGAUGCAGCACACAAAGCUAUCAUAGAGGUGGACGAAGAAGGAACGACGGCGGCUGCCGCGACGGCUUUCAAAAUCGUACCGGAAUCAGCUGUAGCGGAUGAGUCUAUAAAGUUUAUCGCCAACCAUCCUUUUAUAUUCAUACUAACAAAAAACAAGCAUCCCUUGUUUAUGGGACAGUUUGUAUAAAGAAUGCAGUUAAAUUUUUUGUAGUACUUGAAGUUAUAUAAACCUAUUGAG